Messenger RNA from Cladocopium goreaui, 342 nucleotides. The record is from the annotation of a GenBank genome assembly. Lineage: Eukaryota; Dinophyceae; Suessiales; Symbiodiniaceae.
AUGCCCAGGACAAUGACCUCCAUGACAACGACCAAAACGUCGAGGACGAUGACCACUGGGACCACCACCUCCAGGACAAUGACUGCUGGGACAGCAAGGAGUCUGAUUUUCAACUAUUGGUGCCACGAGCUUGUUGCUGCUUUUUUGCCAGAUCUAGUGCAUGGUCAAGCUUUCGUCCUGGUUGGAGGCACUCUUUGCGCUCAAGGGGUGCGUCAGGAAACCAUUGCUUGGCCUUGCGCAAACAGCAUCUUUGUCCACUUGAUGCCUCACGGACCUUCAUUUAUUUCACCAUAUCUUGUCGUUUCAUUCAGGCUAUGCUUAAGGCAUGCCAAGACCACAUGA